GCAAUAUUGGUAAUCUUGGUUGGCGGCCGUCUUUUACGUUUUUCCGCUUUCCGAAUUGAUACACAAACAUAAAAAAAUCCGCGUAUUUUUGUCGUUUCAUGUGUUUUACGUGAUCGGGAGAUUGUUCUAAGAUGGAGAAACGCGUGGAACUCGAAAAAAGGGGCAAAAACCCGGCCGAGAUCAAGGAGCUAAUUUUGGACAACUGCAGAAGCACCAACAUUGUCGGUUUAUCCGACGAAUUUGAAAAUUUGGAGUCCCUCUCUCUCAUAAACGUCGGUCUCACUUCCCUCAAAGGAUUCCCCAGGCUUCCGAACCUGAAAAAACUGGAAUUGAGCGAUAACAGGCUGAGUGGUGGCUUUGACAUACUGGAAACCAGCCCGAAAUUAGCGUACCUCAAUCUAAGCGGCAAUAGAAUUAAGGACAUAGAAUCGCUAGAGCCGCUGAAGCCGUUCAAAAAUUUGAGAAAUCUCGAUUUGUUCAACAAUGAAGCUACCAGCACUGAGAAUUAUCGGGAGAAAAUUUUCAAGAUGCUUCCAAAUCUAAAAUAUUUAGAUGGUUUUGAUGCUGAGGAUCACGAAGUUGAAGAAAGUGAUGGUGAAGAAGAGGUGAAUGGAAAUGGGGAAGAAGAGUCCAAUGAUGAAGAUCCAGAAAGCUCCGCUGAAGAAGAAGAGGAUGAAUUGGAUGAUAGUGUCGAUCUGGGUGUGGUCUACUCAGAAAACCUCGAUGAUCUAUCAGAUGAAGGUGAUUAUGAAGGUGGAGAAGAAGACGAUGAGGAUGAGGAGAUAGUUGAGGAUGAAGAGGACGAUGAGGAUGCUCACGUAGUCACCCCGAAUGAUAAGGGCAAAAAGCGAAAGCGCGAAGAUGGUGAGGAAAACUAAAUAUUAUUAUUUAUUAAAAAAAAACGUUAUCAGAUACAUCAAGAAAAUUAACAUUAUCGGGACAAACAAAAAGGGCCUUUGGCGUCUCUCCUGGCUGUGGUUUGAUUUUUUUUUUUUCAAUUUGUGUACCUGUAUUUUUUAUGUCCAAAAUUUUUUAUUGUCAAUAGGGCCGUAGCGAGGACGCCAAAUUUCAGAACAAAUUUGAUAAAUUCCUUUAUCAAAAUUUAAUAAUAAUUAUAAAUAUAUAUAUUUAUAUUCUAAAUUGUUGUAGAGAGUAUCCGUGUUUAAUUUUAACUUUCUUUUUUAAAUAUAGUGUAUGUUUUUUUAUGGGCUGGGAUAAAUAGCAUAAACAAAUAGUUAUUUUUCAUAUUGAAAAAUAAAAUCAAAAUAUACAUAUACAUGUCACAUUUGUGCAAUUUGUCCCAUGUUUUUGGCAUUUCAUCAAAAUAAAACUUAAUUGUAUUUUGUAAAGUGUUGUGAGAAUGACAAUUUAGAUUUUUUUAUUAUGGGCAAAAUUGACUAUCUCUUAAGACUGCGGACAUUGAGUGUAAGGUUUGUCGUUUAGGGGUGAUUUAUUCAUGUUCCAUGAAUAAAUCAGCCUUUAGUAGUUAGUUUUAGUUUUUAUUUUUUUGAUAUGCUGAUUAAUCAAAUAAUAAGAAAUCGUUAAUAUUUUUUAAAUAGGUUUUCCUCCUUGUUUUAAGCGUUUUAAAAUGAGAAAUUACCAGUUAUUGAGAUAAUGUUCUAUGAAAAAGCUACGGCCCUACAGCAGGGCUUAGGGGAAAAAUAAUUUUAUUGUUCAUUUCAGUGCUUUCACGAUAAAAAUGUUAACGUUUUUUAAGUAAAGUAUUUGUUUGGGCCAUGAACCAAUACCAAUAUAAUGUUAAAAAUGGCUCGAACCAAUAAUAAAUAAUUGUAGUUCUGUUAGAAUCCCCAUCCAGCUAAAUAACUAGUUUCAAAUUUAUGUUUUCAAAAACAUUGCCAGAAUAGAUACUUUUACUAACCUGUUUUUUUUUCUUUAAGAUAAGAGUUUUCGUUAUAAUAAUUAACCUGUUACUCAAGUGAAAUUUAUUCAUGUAUUAACCCUAUGUAAUAAUGUAUUUGCAUUUAUCCAUUUGAUUGUUUUUAUAGAGCCUUAUUUCUUAAUAAUGAAUAU
Molecule: messenger RNA, 2031 nt
Organism: Ceutorhynchus assimilis (cabbage seed weevil)
Lineage: Eukaryota; Metazoa; Arthropoda; Insecta; Coleoptera; Curculionidae
Source: the annotation of a GenBank genome assembly